This is a messenger RNA of Epithele typhae, 1656 nucleotides long. RefSeq lists its product as uncharacterized. The record is from RefSeq and is a predicted model, not a curated record. The transcript is spliced from 2 exons. Lineage: Eukaryota; Fungi; Basidiomycota; Agaricomycetes; Polyporales; Epitheliaceae. The coding region runs from base 1 to 1656 and encodes 551 amino acids.
AUGCCAUUGCUCCAAUUCACCGCUCCCUCCCUCCCGAGUUGCGCACGUCUGCCGUACCUGGCGCUCGUCGCUCUGGACACCCCGUGCUUGUGGGCUGCCGUCGCUGGCUCUUCUGUCGGGCCCCUAUCCGACCUUCGGUUAUACAUGGACAAGGACCUCGAGACACAGCACACAAAUCGUCUCGAGUACACCACUGCCGUCUUGCAAUGGUCGAAGGCCACCCCACUCCAUCUCCAGUUGAACCAGGGCAUGCCCACUGGACCAGUCAGUCCGGCCUUGGGACGCCAUGCAAGCAGAAUCGUCCACCUCUCGGUCCACAUUACCAGCGUCGAUACCGUCGUUGUGCUGUACGGUUUUAUCAAAGCCUACAGGGUCUCAAGCCUCGAGAUGCUGUCUAUCGUGCCGCCGGAUCCCGUCGAGUUUCUGUACAAUUACGACCCAGAGGAUUUCUCGUUCCACACACUCGAACAAGUCGAGUUUCCUGUCCUUCGCGUUUUGUCGGGCGUCCCUCUCGACUUCCUCCCGUAUCUGGUCCGCCCUACGUUGCUCGAAGUACGCAUCGACAAACCGCUCUUUAGGCCUCCAGAGGUAUCUGCCUUGGGGAACCAGGGCGAACGCCUCGUGGCCGCAUUGGAAAAGUGUACAAGAGUCGAGAGCCUUGUGUUGAACUUGCCACUCCCUUUGCGGGAACUGUAUAAAAACCUCUCGCCGCCGGGAUGGGACCCCGAGGUCGACUGGAGUACCCGCAGAAAGGUCACGCUUCCGUCAUUGCAGACCCUGCUCGUGUGUGCCGGUCCCAGCACAUGCGUCGCGUUCUCGAGACUACUUUCAGCCCCUUCAGCCCUCCAUCGCAUCUUCUCCCUCACCAACGCACUACCCGACAGCAGCGCGCAAUGGGACGAGCUCCUCAAGAACCCAGACGUUGGGGCACAAGGUCUAACCCAGCCUCUCUCUGGCUCUGUGUUCACCGUGGCAUCGACUUCGAAAAUUUUAAGCCCAUGCGGAAGCCACAAGCUGAGGGUCGGGCCGUCGCAGACGAACGGCGUGAUCUACAUUCAGUUCGCAGCGGACCGCCGCACCCUCCUCCCCCUCCUCCUGCCGCUGAUCGCGGCGAUGACUGCGCCAGUCCCGCCCGCGGACCUCUCCGUCUCCCCCAUGCACGACGCGGACGACGCACUCAGCCAGGCGACCGUCCUCCUCCGCGCGUUCCCGUCCCUCACGCCCUCUCGCUCAACGGGCCCUGGUGCGACGCACUGCUGCAGGCCCUCGCGCCGCCGGCGCGCCGCCGUGCUGCCCCGCGCUGCGCAAGCUCACCGUGUCGUUCCCGGUCGCCUCGACCCCGGGUGCGCCGGGGUACGCCCUCUGGUGCGCGCUGGCGAUGCGCGCAGACGGCUGGGAGGAGGAGGGAGGGCGGCGCUCGCGGUGCACCGCGCGACGAUCGUGGGCGCGCUCGAGCGGCGGUCCGCGCUCGGUAUGCGUCUCGACGAGCUGCGGUGGGGCGCGGAGGCGUGGAGCACGACCGCGGGGCGGUUUGGGUGGGAGACACGGCGUGUCGGCUGGUGCCACCCGGACAAGGUGGGCGUAGAGAACGGUGAGGAUCUCCGGGGUCUCGUCGAUGGAACCAUUGCGGUGAUGGACUUUACCUACGAGCUUUAG